AAGUUGAACAUGUUUUAGCAAAAGGACCCGAUGAGGCAGACCUUCCGUCCUUGUAGUAGGCUAUUUUCUCUUUGGAUGCUCUCUACUUUUAGGGUCACAAACGCUAGCAGCUGGUAGGGAUGGAUUUUACCUUAAGCUUUGUUGUGUUAUCAUCUGACUCUAUUGGUUUGCUCUUUGCGCCGUUUUGGAGCCAGGCUUUGUGAGGUUAAUGUUGCUUAGACACGCUGCCGACAGGGAGAAAAGCAAGCUGGCGAGAAGGGGAACAGGUGAGCGUAACGUGGUGCCCCCUGGGUAAUGCAGUUUAUUUAGGAACCCAAGGAACCUGAGAUGGAAAGGGAAGAAAAUACAGACAACCUGGGAGAAGCGCUGGAAAAAGUCGCGGUAGGCCUACACCAGAGGCUUCACUGCGACCAACUUCAUGAGGUUAUCUGAUUACCCGUUGCUUGGCCAGCCUGAGUCCUUGACAGGUAUCGUCCUCUCCUCCUGGGCGAUCAGCACCCGCCUGGUCCGGUACACCUGGCCUGGUGGAUGCUACUCCUAAAGCCCCUGCUUUUUAAUCCAAAACCUACUUUUCCGGUGACCGUAGGCCAUAUAGGCCUAGUUUUUUUUAGCACAAAAAUCUAAUAGACCUGAUCCGAUUUUCAAGCCAUAAAUAAGAAACACUGACCGCAUUUAAUUUUUAAUCUGUCCGAUGUGUGUAACCAGGAAGUUACUUGACUGAAUCAAAUAAUAAGCCUAUAGACCAAACCGAUUUUAAGGCAGGCCUAAUGAAUAUAGCCUAUGAGCUUGAACGUCAAUGUUUUUUUCCCCCUCAAUAAAAUAUUUUGUAAAAUGUCGCGUUAAAAAUCUUCACUUGCGUGAACAGAUAAACUCGUACAAGAAGCAGGAAGUAUAGGCUACUGUUGCCUUGGAUACAGAGAGACUGCGGAAGGCCUCAGAGACCAACGGGAUAUCUUUAGUGUUCCCGUUUGGAUACACACACAGUGAGUUAACGUUAACAAUGUGUGCUGCAAAUUGAGCCUCGUUUUUAUUUUCCCAAAAUACUUUGUUGUUGAAUUGUUCUAAAUGUUCAGGAUGGUAACUAAUAAUAGUAGGCUUAUCGUGUUGAAGAGAUUUUUAUUGUAUUUGACGUUUUGCACUUCAAUACAAUAUUUUGUCCACACAUGUUUACUUAUUUUAAUUUGUUCUUUUAAUCCAUGAAGUUGGUGCUUCAUACUGUGACUGCAUUUGCAUUGUUUUCUUUUGUAUGUAACCUGCUUUUGGAGGCAUAAUUUAUUUUUGAGGACUGAAUAAUAAACAUAUAUAUAUGGUCUACAUAUGUACGGUUGUUUAGAUCUAUUUAUCUUUUGAAUUAAAAUUUUAAACACAUGAAUGUAAUAAACUGUAAGAUAGGCUGCUGCAAUGUUAUUUAAUGUUAAUAAUGUAAAUAAAGUAGACAAAGAAAUGGCAAUGCUAGGUUGAUGCUAUUCAGAUGUGUGUGUCAAACAAGUCUGGACACACCACUGAGUUAGAAAGAGCAGCACCUGCAUGGCAACCAUUGCCAUAGUCAAAUAAACUGCCAAAUAAUCUGUUUUCUACAGAGUUUGCAGACAGCAGAGUGCUGUGGUGUUUAAGGUAAAGGCCCAGCAGCUCUUACAGGCAGGAAACACUUACAUGUCUUGAUAACGUAAAGCGACUGUUUGGUGUGUUAUAGAUUGCAGCAUGCUGUGUGUGUGUUUGUGCAUGUGUGUGUGUGUGUGUGUUGAUGUGUGUGUAUACCAGUUUUGUGGCCAACAGAGACACUUCCUGUUUCUCAGGGCUUCUUCAGUUGCCCUGUUGUCAGCAGAGUUCAGUAUCACUCUGUCUGCUGAUAGGAACUGCUGCCACUUCAAACAGACUGCAUUUUCCUUUUAUUCAUCUUGUAAAACAUCACAAAUCACCUGAAGUGAAAAAUGAAGAUAGCUGCUUUCAAUGCAAAGAACCUGGGAAUGAAGAAAACCGCAGACCAGGCUGUCGUCAAAACCCUCACCAAGAUCAUGUCUCAGUACAGUGUGGUGGUGAUUCUGGAGGUGGUGGAUAAGAGCGGUAAGGCCAUGGAGAAGUUACUUCAAGACCUCAACAGCUCCAACCAAACCCGUCCCUACUCCAUGACCUCCAGCAGCCAGCUGGGACGAGACACCUACAAGGAGAAGUUUGUUUGUUUCUACAGAAAGGAUGAAGUGAAGCUGACAGAUUGUUACCAGUAUGAAGAUAAUCAAGUUGGAGAUGUGGACGCCUUUGCCAGAGAGCCCUUCGUUCUGCGCUUCAGCUGUCCAACUACAGUUGUGAAAGACCUGGUACUGAUCCCCGUACACACCAAGCCAGAGGACUCGUUGAAGGAGCUGGACGAGCUGCAUGACGUGGUCGAUGCUGUCAGGAAGAAGUGGGGAACUGAUAACAUAAUGAUUUUAGGGGACUUUAAUGCAGAUGGACGGUAUCUCUCCAAGAAGAAGAAGGAUACGAUCCGCAUCUGCUCCGCCCCUUACCAUUGGCUGAUAGCUGAUGAUGUCGACACAACGUCUAGUAACCUUAAUGACAACACCUACGACAGGAUCGUGGUGUAUGGACAGACCAUGCUGGACGGCGUCGUCCCCGGCUCUGCCAAGUCUUUCAACUUCCAGAAAGCGUUCAACCUGACUGAUGAGGAAACCCUCGGUGUGAGUGACCACUACCCUGUGGAGGUGGAGCUGAAGACCAACAAGAAACAGAAAGCACCAAGACAAAGGAAGACAGCUGUUCCCGCAAGGACAACAUCCACCAAAGGAAAAACUCAGAAGAAAGGACCACAGAAGAAGAACACUGAGCCAGCAGCACCACAGAAGAAGAGAAGACAACAAAAGGGAACAGAGGACAGUCAUCAGACGCACCAACAAAGAGAAGACGUUUGAACAAAUGAAGAACAGACUUUAAAGGAUGUUGCAUCAACCAGUAAUUUUAAAGAUGUCUUACUGUUUCAACAUUAUAAUUUGGAGGGUGUUGCAGCUUUGAUACCAGAAAGUACAAAAAACCUCCAAAUAAAUCUACUGUGACACUUUGAUAAAAUAAAAAAGGUUUAAAGAUACCUGCUUUAAAAGCAUCAUCUAGUCAGAGAAUACAAAAUGACAAAGAAUCUGGACAUUCUUUGUCAGAAGUGUAAAUUAUAUUUUUUCUAGACAUUUGUAUUCAUGAUGAGCUUUUUGUCCAAUUGGCAAAAUGAAAUGUCUUAAUGUUUAAACAUGCAUAUUCUGUAAAUUAAUGUAAAAUGGAGACAUCCAGGUGGGCCCUGAUAGAAAUGGUCACCCUUCCAAAAUUCUCCUGAUCUGUAUGUUGAUGAGCAGUUGAAUGCGUUAUGAACGAGAGAUUAGUUCUCCAGCUCCCGGAGUUUAAAGGAGGUUUAGAUCCUCCAAAUUUUCACCAUUACCGCUGAACCUGUAACAUCGCUAGACUCGUCUGUUGUAACACUUUUUUAUUGAACAUUCAUUCAGUGGUUGUUUGUGCUAUUCAUCUCAAACUUUGAUAAAAAGCUACCCAUAUUCUUAUUUAAAAGAGUUUGUUAUUUAGACAUCGACAACAUAAUCCCAGAAUGUGGGAUUACUGUUGCAGCGUGUUUCUGUUUCUCCAGUAACACACCAAGGUGUCUAUAAAAGACAAAUAAAAUAAGCAUACAUAAAAGAA
Molecule: messenger RNA, 3672 nt
Organism: Micropterus salmoides (largemouth bass)
Lineage: Eukaryota; Metazoa; Chordata; Actinopteri; Centrarchiformes; Centrarchidae
Product: deoxyribonuclease-1-like
Exons: 11
Coding region: 1932-2906 (324 amino acids)
Biological process (GO): DNA catabolic process
Cellular component (GO): nucleus
Molecular function (GO): DNA nuclease activity
Source: RefSeq, a predicted model, not a curated record